CCUACCUUUUAACUAUGCAAGGGAGAGUGAGGUGCUUGCGAAAGGGAGGACAGGCAAAAAGAAUGCCACAUACUGUUUGUUUGUUGACAUUUCUACUGAGUCUUGGAUUUACUUUUCCAAUAGUGAAGGGCAUUUAUAUGGACAAGCUUGCCAGCAAGAAGCUCUGUGCCGAUGAGGAGUGUUUAUAUGCCCUUUCCUUGGCAAGAGCAGAAGACGACUACAAUGCACCCGACUGCAGAUUUGUUAAUAUUAAGAAGGGACAAUUGGUCUAUGUGUAUGCCAAACUAGUGAAAGAAAAAGGAGCUGGAGAAUUCUGGGCUGGAAGUGUUUAUGGAGAACAUUAUGAGGACCAGAUGGGCACCAUUGGUUAUUUCCCCAGGAGUUUAGUCACAGAACAGCACAUCUUUCAGGAAGCGAACAAGACAGUGGCCACAACGCUCAUGGAUGUGGCUUCUCCUUCUCCUUCUGCCAAGCUGAAAAUUAUGAGUUCACUUAUAUAAAAGAACACUUUCGGAUCACAACACGGUCAGCCAUGGAUCUGUGAUGCUCACCGUUUGGAGCACCAGUAGGAUUUUUCUGCAUCCCUGCAAUUUUUACAUCCCUAGAACUAGACGUUGACUGCUCAUGACUGUAGAAGAACUACACAAGUUUAAUGUUGGCAACGAAGAAAUUGAAAUAGUUAGAGAUUUUGUUAGACCUUGGUUCAGCCAUCAAUUCAAAGUGAGGCUGCAGCCAAUAAAUCAGAAGAAG
This is a messenger RNA of Pogona vitticeps (central bearded dragon), 750 nucleotides long. The record is from RefSeq and is a predicted model, not a curated record. Lineage: Eukaryota; Metazoa; Chordata; Lepidosauria; Squamata; Agamidae.